Molecule: messenger RNA, 1781 nt
Organism: Syzygium oleosum
Lineage: Eukaryota; Viridiplantae; Streptophyta; Magnoliopsida; Myrtales; Myrtaceae
Product: protein SENSITIVE TO PROTON RHIZOTOXICITY 2-like
Exons: 2
Coding region: 289-1485 (398 amino acids)
Biological process (GO): response to aluminum ion; response to acidic pH
Source: RefSeq, a predicted model, not a curated record
CCCCACUGUGACUGGGAUUGGUUGUGCUUGAGGGAGGUCUUAAGUGGGGACGACCCCAAUCUCAACGUUGACUCGAAUCUAUCUCUCCAUCCUCUCACGUCUCAGGAAGGCUAGCAUCAUCCCUCGUUUGUUUGCUUGUGUGUGCUUAUAAUAGAACACUGUUAUUCCAUAAAGAAGAACAUCUUGCACCCAAAAACCCUCCUGAGUAGAAACCCGGGACCGCCACCUAAAUCGGCGAAGUUCGACACGUAACUCUGCCGGUAUCAAAGAGAGGAAGCGAGAGAGGCCAUGAUUCUCGAUCCGGCCUCUUGUGGUUUCGCGAGCAUUUCACAGGGGAUGCAGAUGAUGCAAGGCGGUUAUAAUCAAGAUGGCCAUGUCCUCGCGUCUAAUUCGGGAGGAGCACCGCCGGCUUCGGCAUCGGAAGCCCACUCGAGCUCUCUGCUUUACAGCCUGUCUCUUCUCAAGGACAAGGUUCAUCAGGUCCGAUCGCUUGUCACCAUCCUCGUCGGGUCCGGUCGAGGCCAGCCCGAGUCAACGUCCUUUGCCUUAGCCAGCAUGGGAAGCUUGAUUCAAGAAAUCAUAGGGACUGCAACUUCUAUGAUGUUCUCUUGCCAGCAGAUGACUCUUCUCGGUCCCGCUAUGCCUUCAGGUACUACUACCAGUAACGACAACAACCACCAUCCUCCUCUUGCUCAUGAGCAUAGCUCUCUUGAUUGGUAUAGCCCAAGUAGCUUUGUCAAUUUCAACGGCAAUAAUGACGGUCAACGUCCGGCAACUUUAGCGAAAAAGGGCGGGUCAGAUCAAGAAAUGAGAGAAUUGCCUCAGGUGGAUCGCCAGAACAACGAAAAACCGCAAGCUCACCGUGCGUUGAGCAGCAAUAGUUAUGAUAUCAUCGAACUGAACGCCGACGAUUUGUUGGCGAAGUUCACGCACUAUUGCCAAAUCUGCGGGAAAGGGUUCAAGCGGGACGCAAACCUGCGAAUGCACAUGAGAGCUCACGGGGACGAGUACAAAACCAGCGCUGCCCUAAGCAACCCCACGAAGAACAGCAACAGCAACCGCAACAAAGCGAGCGAUGAUCAAGAGUGUUUGAGGCCGAAGAAGUACUCGUGCCCGCAAGAGGGUUGCCGGUGGAACCGGAAGCACCCCAAGUUCCAACCUCUGAAGUCCAUGAUCUGCGUCAAGAACCACUACAAGAGGAGCCACUGCCCCAAGAUGUAUGUGUGCAAGAGGUGCAACCGGAAGCAGUUCUCGGUGCUGUCCGAUCUGAGGACGCACGAGAAGCACUGCGGCGACACCAAGUGGCAGUGCAAUUGCGGGACCACCUUCUCGAGGAAGGACAAGCUCAUGGGCCACGUCACCCUGUUCGUCGGCCACUCGCCGGCCUUAUCGGUCGACCUGAUGAACCCGCAAGGACUCAGAGUUCAGCAGAAAGUUGCACCCAACAUCAUGCAGUUAGAUGGUAUUGCUUAUGAUAGGGGAUGAGGUUAGGCCGGUGUAGACAUGUAGCGGAGACGUCUGACCUGGGCUUACGAACACUUUCCGUCGGCAAAAGAAGGGCCGGAACCGGUGCGGCAAACAGUUAAUACAUGCACAGGAUCAUCGGAUACACACUGACUGACGUUAGUUGCUUUGCGAGGAUAGAAUCAAUUCGGAGUUAUCAGUUUCUGCCAUUUGGAACGUUAAUGCAUGAAAUGAUACGUGACAUAUCCAUGUAUCAUCUCCGGAAGUGAGACCGGUGAUGUUCCAGAUGAUCGACCGUUAUGCUUUGUAUGGUAGUU